AUGUCAUGGAUCAAAGCUUCUCCGUCUGCACCGUCGUCAAAGGACUCGCUGCUUUCCAAGUCGGCCCACAGCUCGUCCACCAACCUGGCCUCUCCAUCUACACGAAAUGGCUCCCAGCAGCCACAGAUUACACGAUUCUUGGCAUCAGGAACUGUUUACGUGACCCAUACGAUCUCUGUCCCCGGUUCCGUCGUUCAGCCCCCAUCCGCGCCGUUAAUUACAUCCAGUGAGGCCCCAGAGAGUUUCCCUGUCGUCACAAAUGUCCGUGCAAACAAAGUAUAUUCUCAGCGAGGCGGUGCAGCCAUCAAUGUGCUCUCCAUUUUGGCCCAGUUUGGGUCCAGUGGCAGAACGCCAUCAACCGUCUAUCGUAAACCCGCUCUCGAGUGUGCUCUCAUCUCUCCCAUGGGAACAGACGCCACAGGCCGCGCACUCCUUCACGAACUCGAGGCAGAGGGCAUCCGGACGCGCUUUUGCAAGUUGCAUCCUGCUGGGAUCCCCGUCGCGUUUGUACUACGAAGCGACGAGUCGUCCUCGCGAACAGUCAUCAAUCAUAAUCCACUCCCGGAACUCAGCCAUGAGGAUUUUAUCUCGAUACUGGGCCCUAUCCUCGUGCCCGAGCAUUACCAGGGUCUCCAACUCUCCCAUCACUGGCACCCUCACCCCAGCCUUCCGCAGACGCCGCCGGUUCACGCCGUGUACGGUCCUGGUCCCGGUGUACCUCCUGUCAUCGCACCAGCAAACCCCGCCGGCGGUGUGAGCGGUGCAAUGGCCCCUCAACCAGUCGCCCUCCCAAAUCAACCGCUCCCGCCAACGACACCCGGCCUCCCCUUUAACCCCCCAUUCACCGUCUUUCAUAUCACCGGUCGAUCCCAUCAGGCAGAUGCCAUUUCCCUCCUCAACCUCACUGGUGUCGAUGGCCUCGCACGGGACCGUUUCUGGCGCGACAAGGCGACAUUUAGUCUAGACUGCACGGCGCCUGUGCCUAAUGAACAGGCGAGAAUCGCGAGGGAACAGCUAUUCAAACAUGUGGACGUCAUCUUCUUCUCUAAAUCCUAUGCUCUCUCGGUCAACCCGACCACACCUGCCCACAAGCUGACGCCUCGGGCGUUUUUGCUCUCCCAAGCCCAGCUCGUCGCUCCACAUGCCCUUUUACUCGUACACUGGGAUCACGACGGCGGAGCGCUGCUGAGUGUACCCACGCCAAUUGCAUCAGCGCCAGUAACUGUAUCUUCUAUGCCGGCUCAAGCGGCGCCUCCCGUGCACCCACCCACCGAUGUGCGACCGGAAACCCAGCUCUCGCUUGGAUCCGAGGAUCCGCGGUACAAAGAGUUUAGUACCAUGUCCACCGUCACUGGCGCCCGCGCACUAGGAAACCACCAUUCGAACACGCGCUCGUUACCAGACUGGUCUAACGCCGCUCCUCUCUCGCCUACGACGACUGACGACCACCACCGCGCGACUCCUCAGAGUGUGAUCGAUAUACGAAAUGAUCCCAUUGCGCCAAACGUUGGAGAGGGGAACAUGUUUGAUUACGGCUUUACAGCAGACGCGUUUGAAAAUGUGACGCCCGAUUCGAGCUGGGACUAUCGCGCGAAUCGGACGGCGGUCAUUUAUGAUUCUGGAGACGAGUCCGAGUCGGACCCAGCCAUCUUACGAGGUGGAGCCGGUCGUGGAUUGGGACUGCAGACGGACAUGCGCAUGGGUGUCGGGCCAAGUGCUGUUCUCAUCAGCGAGGGGAUUGCGCUUUCUCCUUCGGAUAUCGAUUCGGACCUGGAUGUCGCGAUUGCUGCGGGUGCGAGUCGGUUUGUGAUGGAGGAACGUAUGCGGAGGGUGUAUGGGCCGAUGGAACAUGAUCCUGUCGAAUCUGACAUUCUUGAUCUUGAUUCUCUCGAGCAGCAUGCGCCUGUGCAUGGUGAGGAUGACCUUGAAGAGGAUUCGGACGCGACGGAGAGCGGCCAGGGACACAUCGCGCGCCCUCCGGGACCGACGAGGAUAGGCAAGUUGAAAAAGGAAAAGAUGCGUCUCAAGGAGGAGCAAGCGUUGGAGCUUGUGAGGAACGAGUUGGAGGAGGAAGAGCGUGCGUUUGGGCAAUUGGAGGAGAUGGACAAAGAAGAUUCAAAGAGUGUUGUGAGCGAGGCUCCAAAAGUUUCCAAGCCUCUUCCUCCACUUCCCCUCGGCGUCGUCGAAGCGUGGCAGGCUGGGCUCCUCUUUGCGUUGACAAGGCACGUCCUUCCUGGCAAACCAUAUUGUCCCAAUAUCCCACCGCCGCGAAACGCCAGCAAGGCUGAGCAAUCGAAGGCCAAAAAGCCCGACAUUCUAGACUCUGAUUGGGCCUGGAAAUGGAGACUGGAUGAAUGCCUCCGGUUUGCAGCCGAAGUUGCUGGCCGUCGUGCGCUCAAAGGUACUCCAGAAGGACUUGCACGUGACAUGGAGGAGAGUGGAUGGUUUUCAUAA
Molecule: messenger RNA, 2454 nt
Organism: Serendipita indica DSM 11827
Lineage: Eukaryota; Fungi; Basidiomycota; Agaricomycetes; Sebacinales; Serendipitaceae
Source: the annotation of a GenBank genome assembly